AUACAGGUUGUUAGCAAACUUUUUAAAAGCCACAAGGAAGCCGAUAAGGCAGAGUUUCUCAACCUUGGCUGCUUUAAGAUCUUGCCAGCUGGGGAAUUCUGGGAGUUGAAGUCCAGAGAUCUAAAAGCACCUCAGGCUGAAAAAAAAAGUGCAGAAGCCAUGAAAUUUUCCCUCUUACUCUUCUUCUGGGCUGUUCUAAACGGUGGCAUCUCGACGUAUCGGCCCAUCGCGCUUGCGCCCUGCGAAAUGAGAAACCUGGAGGCCUUUUGUCAGAACGUGGAUCUUCACCAGGUGCCUCCAGAGCUUCACCCCGACGUGUCUAAAAUUGACGCCUCCGGAAAUAAGAUUCGAAAUGUCACCGAGAGGCCCCUGACCUUCUACGCUUCCCUCCGUCACUUGGACUUAAGUUCCAACCUGAUCGGAUUUGUCAAACCUGGGAUUUUUGCGGAGAUGAAGAACCUGCUGGACAUCAACUUGGCCAACAACCAGCUCUAUCUGUUGGCGCAGGAAGAUCUGUGGGUUGGGUUACUACCCCAAGUCAGGAGACUAGACCUGUCUCGCAACAGUCUCUACAGCGGGAUGGCAGAACAUUUCAUUCACCAGGCGCCUUCGUUGCGCUAUCUUUCCUUGGCGGAAAACAGCAUCAUACACAUCUCCCAGAGCAUGUUCCAAGGGUCUCCAGAGCUGGUGGAAGUCAACCUGCACAACAACAUGAUUAUGGAGAUAGAAGAAGGCGCGUUUGAGAGCAUGAUGCAUCUCACCAAGCUGAAUCUCUCCAUGAACUCCCUCACUUGCAUCGUUGAGUUCAACCUCAGGCAGUUGGAAGUUCUCGACCUCAGUCGGAACAGCAUCGAGUCCUUCCACUCCACCCAGUCGGUGGAGGACUUCAACUUGAUCUGGCUUGACCUGAGUGAGAACAAGCUCCUUCGCUUCCCCGUUCUCCCUCAAGGAAACAAGCUGGCUUACUUGAACCUAACCAAUAACAUCAUGCAAUUUGUUAUGGUGGACUCCCAUAGCGACGUAAACUACCAGUGGGAAGAUGGGCCUCAAUAUCCCAACAAUUCCCGUCCUCCCUACUUACCUGCCCUGUUGUCCUUGGACCUCAGUUACAAUGAGAUCCAAUCCAUCCCAAGCCAAUUCUUUGACUCCAUGUUGUCCCUCCAAUUCCUUAAUUUAAGCAAAAAUUGCCUGCAGACUUUUGGGACAAGCAAUGAGUUGGCCUUGUUGUCCGUCCUUGACCUUAGCUGCAACUCUUUGAAGAACCUUAAGUUGGAGUCCAACACCUUGAGAGGUUUGCGGGAGUUCCACCUCCAAGAUAACCAUCUUCAAGAGUUGCGUCCAGAUAUCUUUCAAGGUCUCCCAUAUCUCCAGUGGCUUGACCUGAGGAACAACAAAGUCCACCUCUGUGACUCGCAUUCAGGAUCAAGAAGGCAACGAUUGUCUCCUAAUGUUCCUCACAGUUGUGUCUCGUUUGUGCGAGUUCCCAAACUUCAAUAUUUGUAUCUUUCGGCCAAUCGUUUGAAGAACCUACCCAUGUACAACUUCUUCGGGACUAAGCUUAGGGUACUGGAUGUCUCCAUGAACUGGGGACUUCAGAUAGAAGCCAAAUCAUUGGUAGGCUUGGAAUUCUCGCUGGAAUAUCUGGAUUUACACGGGAAUGGCCUGACCACUCUGAACGUGGAUUUUUCUCUUUUUCCUCACCUCAGGUAUCUCAAUCUAUCGGACAAUCAGCUUAGCUGGUUGCCUGCUUGGUCAGAAGACUGUUGUGUCCUUGAAGUCUUAGAUCUUCACAACAACAGCUUCAACAGCUUGAAAAAUAGCCAGAUCCCAACUCUGGAAAAAAACCUACGGAAUUUGUACCUGGUAGGGAACCCGCUGAGUUGUUGUGGAAACAUCUGGCUCUCUCAAAUGAUCCAUAAAGCCGUGGUGGAGAUCCCUGAUCUAGACUUGGUCAAGUGUCAGUUUGCCCGGAGUUUGGGAUUUGAGGAAGAAGAGGUCCACAUGAGCCACGUCAGGCCAGAAGACUGCGAGAGAGAGGACCUCAAGAACAUGAGUGUUUUGAUAUUUUUGGCGAUCCUGCUGGUUCUCUCGCUGAUCGUCAUCGGAGUGGGUCUCGUUUGUUGUUAUCGGAGACACUUAUUCGGGCGCCAUUACAAGGUGUAGACCAAGAGAGAUCUCGCACAGUUGCAUUUCCCUCUCUUGGACCCUGGAGCCAAAGUCCAGGUGAUUCGAUUCCACCAGGGAGUUUUCAAAACACUGUGAAAGUUCGGAUGAUAAGAUGGUGACUCAUUCUUACGCCCAAGUCGUCGUUCAGGGAGAACAUUGGCGAAGAUACGCUCUUAUGGAUUCAGGGAGGACAUGGGGCCAUGGUACUCCCUUAUGGAUCUAGAACUGGGCUUCCCAACCUUGGCAACAUAAAG
Molecule: messenger RNA, 2420 nt
Organism: Pantherophis guttatus
Lineage: Eukaryota; Metazoa; Chordata; Lepidosauria; Squamata; Colubridae
Source: RefSeq, a predicted model, not a curated record